UGUUCCUCUUCGUCGGGCAGAGGAGUUGUGACGUACAAUUCACGCGACGCCGAAAGCUAAGGGAAAUGCAGUGAUGAUCAUAGUUCAACUUUAAAAACAAAUAUUAAACGCCAGCACUUUAUGGGAAUAUAUUAGAAAUGAAUCCAAAAUGUUACCAUUACCUUUAAUGCUCCGUGUUUAGUCGUCCACGCGUAUUGUCCGUCUUGCCUUUUGACUAGCGUGUUUUCCACAAGGGUGAAACUCGUCGAUGUGUUGGCAACAUGACUCUGCCAGCUCUGCACAACACCGGCGUGCUUUACAGGAGGAUUUUAGCACAGUUCCCUCAGGAUAUUAGUCUGGCUUUUGCCUACGGAUCUGGCGUUUUCAAACAACAUGGCACCAGCCAAGGUCAAAUGGAGAAAAACAUGCUGGACUUUGUGUUUGCGGUGGAUGACCCGGUCACUUGGCACACCUUGAAUCUGCUGCAGAACCGCAAACAUUACUCCCUCCUUAAACUCCUGGGACCCACCACGAUCAGCUCCAUACAGUGUGAACGCGGAGCUGCCGUAUACUACAACACGCUGGUGCCCGUGGACGGGAAGAUCAUCAAAUAUGGUGUGAUCAGCACCGAGUCUCUGAUUGAUGACCUAAUGCACUGGAAAACCAUGUAUGUUGCAGGACGCCUUCACAAACCAGUGAAGAUGCUGUUGCAGAGUGAGAAUGGAAAGCUCCGUGCCGCUCUGGUCGCCAACCUCAAGAGCGCGGUGACGGCCUCCUUCCUUAUGCUGCCUGAGAGUUUCAGCCAGGAGGAACUUUUCCUGCAGAUAGCUGGCCUUUCUUAUGCUGGUGAUUUCAGGAUGGUGAUUGGAGAGGAUAAAUCCAAGGUGGCCAACAUCGUGAGAGACAACAUUGAGCACUUUCGUAUUCUGUAUAAUCACAUCUUGCGGGACUGUCCUCAAGUGGUCUACAAACCCCAACAAGGAAGACUGGAGGUAGACAAAAGCCCCGAAGGGCAGUUCACGCAGUUGAUGGCGCUGCCCCGCACUUUACAGCAAAGGAUCACCAAGCUGGUUGAUCCUCCAGGGAAGAACCGAGACGUGGAGGAGAUCCUUCUGCAAGUCGCUCAGGACCCAGAUUGUGGAAGUGUUGUACAACAAGGCAUCGCCUCUAUUGUGAAGACCUCCAGUGUAACACAAAGCAUCAAAGGCAUUGCGACAGCCGGCAUGUGGAAGACUGUGUCCUAUAGCUCUAGGAAACUGAUGAAGAUGUGGAAGGGCUGGAGGAGGAAACCAUCUGUUUCACAGAUAUCCUGAUCCAGAACAAAAAAAAGCCAUGCAUGCCAGGGCAUUGUUAUGGGACAUUGAAAUUGCAGAAAUGUGUAUUUAUGGUAUCAAAUACGUCCUCAUUGUGAAUAUAAUUCAGAGGAAUAAUACCUACGAUUAUUACGUCAGCAAUUUUGCGGAGGAUCUACUUUCUUGUACACCCAAAACAGUAAAAAUAAAGUUGUUUUUUACUGCGAA
This is a messenger RNA of Nerophis ophidion (straightnose pipefish), 1499 nucleotides long. RefSeq names its product TAM41 mitochondrial translocator assembly and maintenance homolog (gene tamm41). NCBI's taxonomy places the organism in Eukaryota, Metazoa, Chordata, Actinopteri, Syngnathiformes, Syngnathidae. Gene Ontology annotation, biological process: CDP-diacylglycerol biosynthetic process; cardiolipin biosynthetic process. Bases 261 to 1292 code for a protein of 343 amino acids. The record is from RefSeq and is a predicted model, not a curated record. Gene Ontology annotation, molecular function: phosphatidate cytidylyltransferase activity. The transcript has 8 exons. Gene Ontology annotation, cellular component: mitochondrion.